Xenopus laevis (African clawed frog) is the source of this 597-nucleotide messenger RNA. Its product is annotated as histone H4. The record is from RefSeq and is a predicted model, not a curated record. The coding region runs from base 236 to 547 and encodes 103 amino acids. The transcript has 2 exons. NCBI's taxonomy places the organism in Eukaryota, Metazoa, Chordata, Amphibia, Anura, Pipidae.
AGUGAAUGAGACACAUCUCAGAGGCUGUUUAGAAUUAUAAUUCCAUUCCUGAUGUAAAAGGAUUUGGAUUGAGUUCGUCAGAAUUUGAACGUGAAAUGUGAGAUUUAAGAUUCUGGGCGGUGCAUCUAAACUCCGCCUCUAUAGAGUGAGUUCUCUGUCAGGUCCUCUCCAGCUGCAUAUAAAGAGGUGGAGCGACCCUGAUGCUUUUCAUUGUAUUUCAAGAGCUGAGAAAAUAAUGUCUGGACGCGGCAAAGGAGGAAAAGGAUUGGGGAAAGGAGGCGCCAAGCGGCACAGGAAGGUGCUCAGGGACAACAUCCAGGGUAUCACCAAGCCCGCCAUCCGCCGCCUGGCACGGAGAGGGGGAGUCAAGCGCAUCUCUGGCCUCAUCUAUGAGGAGACUCGUGGGGUCCUCAAGGUUUUCCUGGAGAAUGUCAUCCGGGACGCCGUCACCUACACCGAGCACGCCAAGAGGAAGACCGUUACCGCCAUGGAUGUGGUGUACGCUCUCAAGCGCCAGGGCCGCACUCUCUACGGCUUCGGCGGAUAAAUCUCUUCCUUCCCACUAAUCUUAUACCCAAAGGCUCUUUUCAGAGCCGC